GAAUCGUCGCCAUGAAAAUGUAAAGAAGAAACAAAGACGAGCUCUCAAACCCAGCAGCCAUGGCUUUUAUUCUUCCUAAUCUAUCAUCUCCGUCAAUCCAUCUUCAAACCGGAAAAUAUCCAAACCUUAAACCCAUUUUCAGUCAAUCUCUAUCGUCGUCGUCGUCUUCUGUUAGCUACGAAUUCGUGGAAGAUAAUCUAUCGACACACUCUCUUUUGAGCAUCCAGUCUCCUCCUCUUAAAGACACGCAGGUUCAGACAAGACACAGUUCGCAAGAUAAGCAUAAUAACCACGACAGAGAUGAAUUCUAUAUCAAUCUUGGUGUCGCUGUCCGUACGCUUCGUGAAGAUUUGCCUUUGCUCUUCACUAGAGAUCUUAAUUACGACAUCUACAGGGAUGAUAUAACAUUUGUGGAUCCGAUGAACACAUUCUCUGGGAUUGACAACUACAAAUUGAUCUUCUGGGCACUUAGAUUUCAUGGGAAGAUAUUGUUCAGAGAUAUCUCACUUGAGAUCUUCAGGGUAUGGCAACCAUCAGAGAACAUGAUACUUAUCAGGUGGAAUCUCAAGGGUGUGCCUAGAGUUCCAUGGGAAGCUAAAGGAGAGUUUCAAGGCACUUCUCGGUAUAAACUCGACCGUAAUGGCAAAAUCUAUGAGCAUAAAGUCGAUAACUUGGCCUUCAAUUUCCCUCAACAGCUCAAACCCGCAGCUUCGGUUUUGGAUUUGGUGACUGCUUCUCCUGCAAGUAGUCCCAAUCCAACGUUCUUUUUCGGUCCUGUGGACUCUUAUUCAUCUUCAUGGAUUAGGUUUUAUCAAGCGGUGAGAGGGACAUUGGAGACAGAGGAUAUCUUUGUGACAGACAGUUUACUCACAUGCUCAUAGUGGAAGUAGAGUUGUUAUACACAUACUCAAGGUCACACUUCUCAGGUGUAUAUAGUUUUACAUUGAUGGUUUUAUAUAUAUGAGUAGAUCUGGUUGACUUAAUUCUUGGGAAACCUAGAACUGUUAUGUUGUUCCAAAGCUUUAUACAACGUUAUCAAUACAAUGGAGUUUUGUCU
Messenger RNA from Arabidopsis arenosa, 1057 nucleotides. Lineage: Eukaryota; Viridiplantae; Streptophyta; Magnoliopsida; Brassicales; Brassicaceae. The record is from the annotation of a GenBank genome assembly.